Nematostella vectensis (starlet sea anemone) is the source of this 5159-nucleotide messenger RNA. RefSeq lists its product as uncharacterized. The transcript has 12 exons. The record is from RefSeq and is a predicted model, not a curated record. The coding region runs from base 125 to 4825 and encodes 1566 amino acids. Gene Ontology annotation, molecular function: beta-catenin binding; microtubule binding; gamma-catenin binding. NCBI's taxonomy places the organism in Eukaryota, Metazoa, Cnidaria, Anthozoa, Actiniaria, Edwardsiidae. Gene Ontology annotation, biological process: cell migration; nervous system development; positive regulation of protein catabolic process. Gene Ontology annotation, cellular component: catenin complex; cytoplasmic microtubule; beta-catenin destruction complex.
AAAGCUUAGAAGACGGCGGCCGUUCGGUCGAAUGUUUUGAAGUUUCCGACUUCUACCGCCAUACAAGAGGCCCCAACACAGUCUUUGGCUUCACAACACUGAAUGAAAGCAGAGCGGAAACAACAUGGACGAUUUUGAAGAGGAUAUUUUUGACCGUAACAUUGAUCAACUAGAUGUCCGUGAGACCCCAAGGUGGGAGCUGUCUGAGGAGGAGGAUUCAGGGGGCUGUGAGGUAGACAAUCUCAUGAACCAAAAGACCAACAGGAAACAGAAGAAUCCUGCAGAAGAUGAACAAGUUGAAAACACCAAGCUUUCCCAGGUGGCAACAUCCACAAACCUGCCUGUACAAAACCCUGGAGUCCCAUCUGUUGGCCCCAAAGGUCCAGAACGACCCAUACCAGUGUCCUUGACAAAUGGUGCUCCUCAAAGCCCCCUGCUGACUAGGGCCCCCAGUGGCCCUCAUAGCUGUGCCAGUACUACUGAGAGUGUGAAGACAGUCAUGUCACCUUUGUAUGCCAGGAAAAUGGAUAAGGCCAAGAUUGAUGCUUUAGUUCAAGCUGCAUAUGCAAAAGAUGAAGAUUCUAUUAAGGACUUUGGUGCUGCUGAAAGAUGUAAACAGUCCAGUCAGUCCCAGAGUAAACCAAUUAAACCAGUUGCACCGUCAAACACCAUGAAAAAAUUAACACCAUGGGAGGAUGAUGAUGCCGACUCAAUCAAGGACUUUUCAGGGACUGACAGAAAGAAAGAGGAAAAAUACAUGGAGCGAACAGAUGAGGCUAUCUAUCAACGUGCUUCAGAGGAACACAUCAAAAGGCCUCCUAUCUGGCAUGACGAGGAAGUUGACUCUCUUAGGGACUUUGGCAGGAUCUCGGGCAAACAGGAGAUGCCAUCUGGUAUGACCAGUCAACAGAUCAGCAGAGUACCAUCAGAUGAAGAGCUGUGCCUAUCUCCCCCCUGGAACGAUGAAGAUGAUGGGCCUGUCAGGAACUUUGUGUGUACUGCCCCUGACCAUAAGAACUAUGGUAUCAACAAGAUGGUGACAGAGGAACAGAUGCGGCAGAUUCCACCUUGGCAUGAUGAUGACAUGGACUCUACUAGGGAUUACGCUGAGUUUUGCAAGAUGGCGUCGAUUGAGAAUUCCCGUCGGCCAUCGGAAGAAAACAUUUACUUGACCCCUCCCUGGAUGGAAGAUGAUCGGUCCUCCUGCGCUCAAAUCUUCAAAUCUCCGCCACAGAGCAACACGGCCUCAACUGCUCACAUGACGCUAGAGGAGAAACGAGCCAUUGAGGAAGAAGCGAAGAACUCUGGACUGAACGCUGGCGCGGACAAAGCCCAGGCAUUCCGCAAAGAAAAGACCCAAGAGGGGACUACUGGUGCUCAGCUCCCAGGCCGUGAUAGCGGCUUUUGCAGUGAACAGGACCAGCAUGCACAGCAAGCUCCAGCGACAACUGUCAUUGCCGACUCGGAGACAGAAAAAGAUUUCCCCUCUACAAAUGAGCUACUGGAAGAACUCCCAGAAGUCCCGAGUCCUCAGUCUAUUCCUGUUCCACGCAGUGCACCUGUAGCCUUCAGUACAACUGCACCAAUGUGUAGCGGUAUGCCGCAGUACGUCAUGCCUGUCACAGCACCUGCCUCGUCCUCACUCAACCCUGUGUACGUGCACAAUACCUCGAACAGACCAGUCAUGACGACCGUAGCUGCGGUAAACCCAGUGGUCCGAUCAACGACCCAAGAGGUACCUCCACCUCUUCACUUGAUGACGCGGCAGCAGAUGCUGCAAUUACUGACUCAACAGCAGCAGCAGCAGCCCCCGUCACAGAUCCCUGAUUCAGGAAAGCGUAUUGGUGUUGUGAGGCAAGGUAGUGGGGAUAUAGGUCUUGUAACUUCUAGUCAUAUGGUCCGGCAACAGAACCCUGAGGUAACCCCUACCACAACUACAGUCCCCCAAGAUAAAGAGAUGAUUCCCCACUCGGUACCACAGUCACGUGCCACCCAACAGGCGCUGGCAGACGACACCAGGAUGAUGUAUAACAUGGCGUGUGCUGCCAAAGGUCUUGCCCGCAGCGCAAGUCACUCCAGCAUGGAAGCAAACUGCUACUCCCCGCACGACGCGCUUGAAGGGUUCGAGACCUCGAGUGUGGUAAGCUUUGCCAGCACUGCUGCCACGCACCAAGACCUGGACACUCGGAUCGACAUGAUGCAGUCCCUACUCUCCCUUCUUGGCACACACGACAAGGAUGACAUGUCACGCACUCUCCUAGCCAUGUCCAAUAGCAAGGACUCUUGCGCGGCCAUGCGCCAAUCAGGAUGCCUGCCGUUACUCAUAGACUUACUCCACGGCCGUGACAACCCAAAGUCGCGGCGUGACGCGAGAGCGAGAGCUGGACUUGCGUUGCAUAAUAUUGUGUACACAAACGUCGAGGAUCGCCGUGGUCGACGAGAGAUUCGAGUGCUGAGGUUACUAGAGAUUGUGCGCGCGCAUUGUGACGUAGUGCAUUAUGGAGACAUGCCUCCACACCCCUGUGCUGAACGGUGGUAUCCCCCGCUCCGUGACUACGGACCGGGACCAGCUGUUGCAGCGCUCAUGAAGCUAUCGUUCGAGGAGGAGCAUCGCACUGCGAUCUGCGAGCUCGGUGGCCUUCACGCUAUCGCAGAACUCAUCGAGAUCGACCACAAGGUGAACGCGGAGUGCAAGGACUUCUACAGCAUCAGCCUGCGCAAGUAUGCUGGGAUGACCCUGACAAACCUGACCUUCGGCAACACCAAGAACAAGACUAUUCUCUGCAAAAUGGACAAGACUCUAGAAGCUUUGAUCGCGCAGCUCGGGACCACAGAGGAAGAAGAGAUCGUGCAAGUGUCGGCGAGCAUAUUGCGUAAUCUCAGCUGGCGCGCAGAUGACGUUUGCCGAGAAGCGCUCAAGUCGUGUAACGCUACUAGGUCUUUAAUCGAUGUCGCAAGUAAGGUUACCGGUGAGACCGCUCUCAGGACUAUCCUAAGUGCUCUGUGGAAUCUCUCUGCGCAUUGCUCAGAGAACAAGACCGAGCUAUGUAGCUCACCGGGAGCUCUCAAGUUUAUCGUGAAGUGCUUGAGUUACUGCAGUCCAAGCGGGAAUAUAUCGGUCGUGGAGAGCAGCGGAGGAAUCUUGCGCAACCUCUCGUCGCAUAUCGCGGUCCGGUCCGAGUAUCGUAAGGUUCUGCGCGCGAACGCCUGCUUCCACACCCUCCUCAGCCACUUACGUUCGCCGAGUCUCCGAGUGGUGAGCAACGCGUGCGGGGCACUGUGGAACUUGUCGGCGCGUUGCCCCGAGGAUCAAGAACUCUUGUGGGAGCUAGGAGCCGUGUCUCUACUCAAGUCACUCGCUAAUUCCAAGCACAAAGCCAUUGCGACCGCUUCCUCUGCAGCGCUUAGAAACUUGAUGGCAGUCAAGCCUACAAGCUCACACGCGACAGAUAACGAGUCCGUGUCGUCACGUCAAGCUCGUCGGUACCGCAGCAUGCCAGCGGGCACUCGGACACAAGAGGCGCAGUCCAAACUCAGGCAAUCAGCUCGCGAUCGUGUCAAGUCUCCCGGGACUCAGUCGCCUCGCAUGCAACAGUCACCACAGGCUCGGUCACCGCACACUCACUCCCCAAGAUCCGAGUCUCCAGUGGUACAACGAGAAGACGCAAGAGUAAUGGAUAACCAAGACACCGAGUCUGUUGCGUCCAUUGCGAACAGUAACUCGAGUACAGGCUCAGCCCGUGCUGCUAGAGAAUCCAAGGGUGGCGCUUUGGCGAUGAAUGGAAAGCCUAGACAGAAAGGCGAUUCUAGUAGUAUCGGCAGUGGUGCAUCCAUGGAAGGUCGACACAAUCAUCUGGGCAGAUGGAGCGGGAGCAAUGAUUCCCUAUCGCGACACCGAAAAAACAUGGACCUCUCUCACGCACGCCCUCAACAAACAGGACAGGACGGGCACGCACGCCCUCAGCAGACCGGGCAGGACGGGCAUUCGCGUUCCUCUAGCGACGGCGGUGCAGUCAUCCAGCUCGUCACGGACAGCUACCCCCUGCAGGUCACCGCCAAGACGUCACUCUGCAAGGGUCAGGAGUCUCGCCAGGAGGGGGCCACUUCCAGGGUGCGUCAGGCGCUGGGCUACACCGGCUCCCAACCAUCCGUCUUGUCCGGACGCCAGAGUGAUACUGGGUCGGUGGUGUCUCCAGGGACCGCUCGGCGGUUGAACCAGUGGGCCGAGAUCCAGGUGAGUGAGAGCAUCGAGAUGUCAAGUAUGUCCGCACGCAUGCGCCCUGAGAGCAGGAUUACCCAGAAUGCACCGGCGGUAGCGGCUAGUCGUGAGAGCGUCAACUCAUCACGUCAGAGGCGUCGGCGUGUGCAGAAAUUCCGGUCGUACCGAGACACAGACAGCGACCCGGAAGCGGACAUCGACUCAGAUGACGACAGGACCAUGUUCAGCACGCGUGGCAACACCGGAAACGCGUGGGUCAAGAAAAACGGAAAUCGAAAUGCAUUUCGGGGUCACAUGACCGAAAAUGGAAUCCAGUCUCCUCGGAUGCAGACCAAGAUGGCGGAGGAUCGAUGCGUGUGCACUGAGGUGUCCAACGUCUGGAUCAAGAGGGGCAAGUCAGCGGACGCUCUUCCUAAGCGCAUGUGCGAAAAAUGUAACAAGGAAAAGCAGGAAGGCAACGGAAUUACGGCCGUGAAGACGCGACGGAACUCAAGCGACUCGCCGCUGUCCAGUCCCAGCGCUAUGCGAGUGCCGAGGGUCAUAUCUGAUCCCGAGGACGCGGAACUUGAGGCUAGCAAAAGAGGAGUCAGGGUGACGUCAUUAUGACGUAAUACGGUGACAUUUGUGACGUCAUCAGAGGACAAUGCGCCAUAGUGAGAUAGAUGCCAAUGUCUUAUUUAUGCAGGUGUUCUAAUCACUUAUGAUGACCAUGACUCAAGCCUAGUACUGCGCGUUCCGAUUGGGUUUUCUGUGUUUAAUAAAUAUUGUGGCGUCAGAAGAAACCAUCUCCCCGUUCUCGGAGUUGUCUCUAUCCAGCCCUCUAGCCUCACAUCCAACCACGAGAUAACCUUGUUGAGUUGAUAAUGCCGGUAUUGCUAGGUGAAUGUGUAUAUGAGCUUACGGAAUAUGAUAAAAAAAUUAAUUGAUGUUAUUACCAUGA